CGGAGUGUGGCGGUAGGUUCAAAGGUGAGUCUACAGGCCGCAUCCUGUCUCCUGGAUAUCCCUUUCCUUACGACAACAACCUGCGCUGUACCUGGACCAUCACUGUCAACUCUGGCAACAUCGUCAGCCUCCAGUUCCUGGCGUUCGACACAGAGGCAUCUCACGACAUCCUGGAGGUUUGGGACGGACCAGCAGAAAAUGAGAUGUCUCUGAGGGAGGUGUCUGGCUCCCUGCUCCCCGAGGGGAUACACAGCACCCUCAACGUCGUCACCAUUCAGUUCCAGACUGACUUCUACAUCACCAAGUCUGGCUUCGCCAUCGACUUCUCAAGUUCAGUGGCGACAGCCUGCAGAGAUCCAGGCCUGCCUAUGAACGGCAGUCGUCACGGAGAUGGGAGAGAACCAGAUGACACGGUGACCUUCUCCUGUGAUCCAGGAUAUGAGCUGCAGGGAGAGAGCAAGAUCACCUGCAUCCAAGUGGACAACAGAUACUACUGGCAGCCCAGCCCUCCCAGCUGCAUUGCUCCCUGUGGGGGUAAUGUAACAGGAUCAUCAGGAUUCAUCCUCUCCCCCAACUUCCCCCUCCCCUACCCGCACAGCAAAGACUGCGAUUGGCUGAUCGCUGUCCACUCAGACUACGUCAUAUCACUGGCUUUUAUCAGUUUCAGUAUCGAGCCCAACUACGACUUCCUGUAUAUCUACGACGGACCGGACAGCAACAGUCACCUGAUUGGUAGUUUCCAGGACAGCAAGCUCCCAGAGAAGAUAGAGAGCGUCUCUAACUUUAUGCACCUAGCCUUCCGUAGCGACGGCUCAGUGAGCUACCAAGGCUUCCAUCUGGAGUAUAAAGCUAAACUGCGGGAGGCUUGCUUUGAUCCGGGGAACGUUAUGAACGGGACACGCCUCGGGAACGACUACAAGCUGGUCUCCACGGUGACGUUCAGCUGUGAGGCAGGAUAUCUAUUACAAGGACACUCCACACUGACCUGUGUGAUGGGAAACAGCAAGAGGCCUGAGUGGGACCGAGCCAGGCCCAGCUGUCAAGCGCCGUGCGGAGGCCGCUCGACAGGGUCAGAGGGGACCGUCCUGUCCCCAAAUUACCCCCGUAAUUAUACCCAGAGUCUGACCUGCGUCUACCACAUCUUUGUCCCCGGGGACUUUG
This is a messenger RNA of Oncorhynchus gorbuscha (pink salmon), 1161 nucleotides long. Its product is annotated as CUB and sushi domain-containing protein 3-like. The transcript has 7 exons. NCBI's taxonomy places the organism in Eukaryota, Metazoa, Chordata, Actinopteri, Salmoniformes, Salmonidae. The annotation marks the transcript as partial. The record is from RefSeq and is a predicted model, not a curated record.